AGCCAACUGAUGCUUGUUGAGAUAAACUACAAAUGGUGACAGAUGGUGAAGCUUCUGGAGAACCCAACAUUCAUUCACAAGAACAGGGAGUAAAAUGGUUCUUCAACAAAGGAUCUCGUUGUUGCUCCUCUUUUCAGUAUCAGUUGCUUUGGCAGCUUCAUGUGACAGUCGGUGUUUGGCAAAUUUGAUCAUUGCUAAAAAAAUGAAGAGUGCACCACAGGGGAGCAGCUCUUCUGUCACUGUAAACAUCACUUCAAUGAAGUAUGAGACACUGUCUUUUGAUACAAAGGAAAUGCAAAUGAGCUGCCGAGUCACAGUAUACAUGCGGUGGACAGAUCCUGAACUAGGAUGGGGUAAAAAUACAUCUAAUAUGUCAGCAGUUAUGUUGCCGGUUGACAAAAUCUGGACUCCUGGGCUUGUUUUGGACAAUGCGAUAGAUGUAACCAUGAAGCCACAGACAGAAGAUGUACUAGUGAACAAGGAAGGAACUGUGGACCAUGCUGUUAUCUUGUUCAUAGCAGUGAGCUGUGAUAUCAACCUUUUCACUUACCCCUUUGUGACAGGGGACUGUCCUGUGGCCAUCAAUGGAUGGAAUAAAAGCAGUUUUGGGCUUAUACUUCAACAUUCAGAUAACAUAUCUAUGUCCGGAAGUACACAGAGUGGUGAAUGGAAUGCUUUGAAAGUGGCAAUAACUUCAGAUCCAGAUUUUCAGUACCUCCGAUUUGUCUCGGUCACUUUAUCCAUCAAUCCUUUCAGUGCUGUUGUGACCCUGAUCCUUCCCAGUAUACUAAUAAUGCUGGCAGACCUGGUGAGCUUUUCUCUGGCCAUUACAGGAGGAGAACGCAACAACUUUAAGGUCACCUUGGUUCUGAGUUUCACCAUGUUUCUCCUCAUCCUUAAUGAUCGUCUGUCCAGUGGUGGGGCAUGCAGCCCUCUCCUCCAUUAUCACUUCUGCUUCUGUCUGGUUAAUCUGGUGCUGAGCAUGGUGUUGUCUAUAGUGCUGACACAUCUGACGACUACUGACAGCACCCUAAAUUCUACAUGUUCAAAGAAAAUGAAAAGACAAAAUGCCCACCUGGAUCAAGAUGAAGCAGAUGCUGGUGCGAUUGCGAUGAAAACCCCCAGUGAAACAGAGAUGGCUUCCAUCCAAAAAAUUGUGCAGUUUCUGGAAAGGGUGGACCUAAAGAAACAAGAGGCGAUCAGCAACGAAGCCUUUGUUGGCCGCUUGGACAAAAUCUGUUUCUUGUUUUUUUUGUUCAUUGACAUAAUUUACAUCAUCUGUGUUGUCGUUAUCACCACGACAAAUAUUUGCAAACCCCAAAAGUUGAAAAUCUGGAAUAAGGAUGAAUUGUAUGACUUGUGGAUAAGUAAUUAUAAUAAUGAGACGGAUUAUAUUUUGUAAAGCGAUAAUUUGCUUAUUUGCAUAUUGGUGAUUUGAAUCUGGGUGUGUGAUGUCUAUGUACAUAAUGGGAUUUUAAUCAGUUCGACUUUUUCUGUCAUUUUUAAUUUACACACAUUCCACAAACUCUGGUACUACUUGUUUGCCAACUUGUAACAUUAAACGAAUGUAAAACAUGCUCUGUAAAACACAACAGUUUAAAUUAAUUAAAUAAAAGGAUUUUACUUUACUCUGA
This is a messenger RNA of Danio aesculapii, 1634 nucleotides long. RefSeq names its product 5-hydroxytryptamine receptor 3A-like. Gene Ontology annotation, molecular function: extracellular ligand-gated monoatomic ion channel activity; neurotransmitter receptor activity; transmembrane signaling receptor activity. Gene Ontology annotation, biological process: signal transduction; regulation of membrane potential; chemical synaptic transmission. The coding region runs from base 95 to 1402 and encodes 435 amino acids. Lineage: Eukaryota; Metazoa; Chordata; Actinopteri; Cypriniformes; Danionidae. The record is from RefSeq and is a predicted model, not a curated record. The transcript is spliced from 10 exons. Gene Ontology annotation, cellular component: neuron projection; synapse; membrane.